Bufo bufo (common toad) is the source of this 1519-nucleotide messenger RNA. RefSeq names its product glycerol-3-phosphate dehydrogenase 1 like (gene GPD1L). NCBI's taxonomy places the organism in Eukaryota, Metazoa, Chordata, Amphibia, Anura, Bufonidae. Gene Ontology annotation, molecular function: protein homodimerization activity; glycerol-3-phosphate dehydrogenase [NAD(P)+] activity; NAD binding. Bases 101 to 1153 code for a protein of 350 amino acids. Gene Ontology annotation, cellular component: glycerol-3-phosphate dehydrogenase (FAD) complex; cytosol. Gene Ontology annotation, biological process: glycerol-3-phosphate catabolic process; carbohydrate metabolic process. The transcript has 8 exons. The record is from RefSeq and is a predicted model, not a curated record.
CUGUGCGGCGGCUGCGGUCGCGGAGCGGUGACACAGGACUGGCCUGCAGCUACUCAGCAAAACAGCAACAGGACACGGAGAUAACAACACGGGAGAAGCCAUGGCCGGUCCCCUCAGAGUGUGCAUCGUGGGCUCCGGGAACUGGGGCUCUGCUGUUGCAAAAAUUAUUGGAAGCAAUGUUGAAAAACUGGAAAAAUUUGCACCCACGGUCAACAUGUGGGUGUUUGAAGAGAUUAUUAAUGGAAGGAAGCUCACAGACAUCAUCAACACUGAUCAUGAGAAUGUGAAAUAUCUCCCCGGUCAUAAACUACCAGAGAACGUGGUUGCUGUUCCAAACCUGAGUGAUGCAGUGAAAGAUGCAGACCUCCUGGUGUUUGUCAUUCCUCACCAGUUCAUACACAAAAUCUGCCAUGAAAUCUCCGGGAAAGUCCACUCGAAGGCCCUUGGGAUAACACUCAUCAAGGGCAUAGAUGAAGGGCCCGAGGGGCUGAAGUUGAUUUCUGACAUUAUUCGGGAGAAAAUGGGCAUUGAUAUCAGUGUGCUGAUGGGAGCCAACAUUGCAAAUGAAGUGGCAGCAGAAAAGUUCUGUGAGACAACCAUAGGAAGUAAAGUAAUUGAAAACGGGCUUCUGUUCAAGGAACUUUUACAGACCCCAAAUUUCCGUAUUAAUGUAGUGGAGGAUGCUGAUACUGUGGAACUGUGUGGUGCCUUAAAGAACAUUGUGGCUGUGGCCGCCGGCUUUUGUGAUGGUCUCAAGUGUGGCGAUAACACUAAAGCUGCCGUUAUCCGUCUUGGCCUCAUGGAAAUGAUUGCAUUUGCAAAGAUCUUCUGUAAAGGUCAAGUUUCCACCUCUACAUUUUUGGAGAGCUGUGGAGUUGCCGAUCUCAUUACCACUUGCUAUGGAGGGCGUAAUAGAAAAGUGGCCGAGGCAUUUGUUAACACUGGCAAGAGUAUAGAGGAACUUGAAAAGGAGAUGCUGAAUGGACAGAAGCUACAAGGACCUCAGACCUCUGCAGAAGUGUACCGUAUCCUGCAGCAGAAAGGCAUGGUAGACAAAUUUCCACUUUUUGCUACUGUGUACCAAAUCUGCUAUGAUGGGAAACCUGUGGAAGAAGUCAUUUCCUGCCUGCAGAUCCAUCCUGAGCAUUUGUAGUAUUUUUCUUUCUAAUACAUAUUUUUUAUGCUGCAAAACUCUGGAGCCCAGUCUCCACUAACGCACAAACGUUAAAGUAUGUAAAAUCUAUCAAUUGUAAAAUCACUGCGACAUCUUGGCACCGAAGAGCUGCUGUUUGCACAGAUCAUGAAAAAGAAUUGUCCGUAAGGUAUGUUCACAGGUGGUGAAUUUCCAUUGUAGAGAAUUUCAGCUUACACAUCAGUGCUGUAGAAACAGCCCCAGCACCAAGAUGCACGGUAUAGGUAAGUAUACACCUAGCAGUUCUGCUGCAACAAAACUGCAAAGUGUGGCCUAACUCUAAGGGUCCAUUCACACUUCCGUAUGUGUAUUGCGGAGCCGCAAAAC